AUGCCACCUCCGCAACGCCCCUUCUCACGCAUCCUCGUCGCCAACCGCGGCGAGAUCGCCAUUCGGAUCCUCCAGUCGUGCCAUGAACUGCCCGAUCCCCCGACCACGUUCGCCAUCUACACCGACAGCGACUCGACGCACGUCUCGCUGGGCCGGCCUCACCACGCCAUUAAAGCCGCCCACGGUCCCGCGUCGUACACGAACAUCGACUACCUGAUCGGCCUGGUGCGCGACAACCACAUCGACGCCGUGCACCCGGGCUACGGCUUUCUGAGCGAGAGCGCCGAGUUUGCACGCCGCAUGUGGGCCGAGGCCCGCUGCGUGGUCGUCGGGCCGGGCUGGGAGGUGCUCGAGCGGACCGGCGACAAGUUGAUGGCCAAGGCCCUGGCUGCAGAGUGUGGCGUGCCCGUCCUCACGGCCAUGGAGAGCCCGACCGGCCGCGUGGAGGAUGUCCGGCGCUUUGCCGCGACCGUCGGGUACCCGUUGAUGAUCAAGGCCGUGGACGGCGGCGGCGGUCGGGGCAUUCGCCUGGUCAAGGGCGAAGACGCCCUGGAUAGUGCGGUGCAGCGCUGCGUCGCCGAGUCGCCCAGUCGUCUGGUGUUUGCCGAACAGGCCGCCGUCGAGGGCUACAAGCACAUCGAGGUGCAGAUCGUGGGCGACGGCCGCGGCGGUGUCACGCACCUGUGGGAACGGGACUGCAGCGUGCAGCGCCGGUUCCAGAAGAUCGUCGAGGUGGCGCCGGCGCCCGUGUCGGGACAGGCCCGGACGGCGGUCGUCGCCCAGGUCAUCGACUCCGCCGUGCGCAUGGCCGCCCGCCUGCAGUACCUGGGCCUGGGCACCUGGGAGUACCUGGUUAACGUGCAGCAGCGCAAGUUCUUCUUCCUCGAAAUCAACCCGCGCCUGCAGGUCGAACACACCAUCACCGAAUGCAUCACGGGCGUCGACCUGGUCAAGCAGCAACUGCUCCUCGCUCAAGGACGGCCAAGCACCGCGGAUCUCAGGCUGGGAGAGUUGCGGGCGGCCGACACAGUCCCCCCCGCGGCCUCCAUCCAGCUGCGCCUCUGCGCCGAAGACCCCCUCGCCGGCUUCUCCCUGAGCAUCGGCAAGGUCAGCGACGUGCAGUUCCCGUCCGGCAACGGCGUGCGGGUCGACAGCCACCUGUCGCGCGGCGGAGUGGUCGGGUCCGACUUUGACAACAUGAUGGCCAAGAUCAUCGUCACGGCGUCGACCUGGGCCGAGUGCGUGUCCAAGGCGCGGCGCGCCCUGGAAGAGACCAAAGUCGUCGGUGUCAAGACGAACCUCAACCUCCUCAAGGCCAUCCUGACCGACAGCACCUUUGCCGCCGGCGCCGCGGACACCAGCUGGCUGGAGCAGAACCUCGACCGCCUCGUGCCCGUGGGAGAACAGCUCGGCAGCGCCACCGAACAACGAGACACCUCUCUUCCCAGCCUCUCCCUGUCCAGCACCGCCCCGGGCUCUGCCGUCGGUGGUGCAUCGACGCUCUUCCGCAAAGGCGACGCCUGGACGCUGGUGCUGGAGAACCCCAGCGAGAAAUCCUCGAGCGGCAUCAAGCCCCCGGCGCACCACCUCGCCAUCUCGCGGGUUACGCGCAACGAGUUCCCCACGGCGCUCGUCGCCGACAUCUCGUACACGGUGCCGGGGUCGACGCCGCGCGCGUACAAGAUGACCAUGACCAGCACGACGUCCUCGGCGGGCGCGGCGGCUUCGACGCACCGACGCGGCGACCCGAGCCGGAACACGCACAUCGUGCUCCCCAUGAGCGGGAAGCUGGUCGAGGUGCUCGUGGACGUGGGCGACGAGGUGCGCGAGAACGACGUCAUCGCCUUCGUCAAGCAGAUGAAGAUGGAGCUGGAGGUCCGCUCGCCCCGCGCCGGCAGGGUCAAGUGGGUGAUUGAGAUGGAGAACGAGGAGGAAGGGGACGACGUCGCCGAGGGGACGUUGCUGGUCGAGUUGGAGGACGAGGAGCAGAGCCAGGCAAAGAAGCCUGAGGUCCGGUCGAUGUUGUGA
This is a messenger RNA of Fonsecaea erecta, 2028 nucleotides long. RefSeq lists its product as hypothetical. The record is from RefSeq and is a predicted model, not a curated record. NCBI's taxonomy places the organism in Eukaryota, Fungi, Ascomycota, Eurotiomycetes, Chaetothyriales, Herpotrichiellaceae. The transcript has a single exon. The coding region runs from base 1 to 2028 and encodes 675 amino acids. Gene Ontology annotation, molecular function: metal ion binding; ATP binding.